Pomacea canaliculata is the source of this 1910-nucleotide messenger RNA. Its product is annotated as synaptic vesicle glycoprotein 2C-like. The coding region runs from base 178 to 1827 and encodes 549 amino acids. The record is from RefSeq and is a predicted model, not a curated record. Gene Ontology annotation, molecular function: transmembrane transporter activity. Gene Ontology annotation, cellular component: membrane. The transcript has 12 exons. Gene Ontology annotation, biological process: transmembrane transport. NCBI's taxonomy places the organism in Eukaryota, Metazoa, Mollusca, Gastropoda, Architaenioglossa, Ampullariidae.
UCAGUGUGCUUGGCGAUGUAAGCGAAAUUUUAAUUUGUCAAGGUUUACUUUCCUUGUAUAUAUAUAUACAAUCACAAUGCGCUAGCCUGUGGUAGCUUUUGGAGUCAGUAGGGGGCUGCAUCUUCCAUAGGGUCUGAUGUAAGAAGUCCUCGAAGGUUUUACAUUGUCCCAGUUCCUAUGGAUGACUCAGCAACCAGCCGAGUCAAAAGCAACGGUGUUGAGGACGACGACGAUGGAUUGACGGGGGAUGAAGAGACUAAGCUGCUGGGUGAUGGAGAGACCCGCUAUUGUCAAGGUGGUCUCAAACCAGUCCUGAAUGCUCAAACCACACUGACAUAUGAAGAGAGUCUUCUUGUUAUUGAUGUCGGCAGAUUCCAUGUACUGCUUCUCUUACUUUGUGGGUGGGCGGUGUCCAGUGAUGCUAUUGAGGUUCUGUCAGUGUCUUUCCUGUUGCCAUCGGCAACGUGUGACCUUCAUCUGUCUUCACAGGACAAAGGAUGGCUGAAUGCUAUUGUUUUUGUUGGUAUGAUGUUUGGCGGCUUGUUCUGGGGUUCUCUUGCGGACCAUUCAGGCCGUCGUGCAGUGCUGAUGUGGUCUCUAGCCAUGAAUGGUAUUGGAGGACUUUUGUCUUCUAUUUCACAGGUCUUCUGGCUCUUCCUUCUGAUGCGCUUCAUCAGUGGAGUUGGAGUGGGUGGUAGCAUGCCAGUCAUCUUCACAUACUUCACAGAGUUUCAGGCAAAAACCAGACGGGGGUCAAUGAUUUCAGUCCUGGCCACAUUUUGGAUGGGUGGAAACAUUCUGGCUGCAGGUUUGGCAUGGCUUGUGAUCCCUCACUCAGGCCUGGGAUACUUUUCUACAAAUUUUACAUUCAACAGCUGGAGAAUAUUCAUUGCUCUUUGCACCAUCCCCAGUCUCUCCUCAGCCAUCCUAUUUCUGUUUAUGCCUGAGAGCCCCAAAUUCCUUCUUCAGGCAGGAAAAGAAGAAAAAGCCUUAGAUGUGCUGAAAAGGGUCCACUGCAUCAACAAAUCAGAUAAUCCCUUUGAUAUAUCCCGCCUGCUCCUGUCCUCGGACCACAAGACUGGAAAAUCUGUUAUUCUGGAGGAGAGCGUAGAGGUCAGCCAGCCAGAAGGAUGCUGCCAUUUUUCAGGGAUGCUAAACAGUUCUGUGGAAUUAUUUCGUCCUCCUUUGCGUUUUGUUACCUGCAUUUUGCUUAUUGUAAAUUUUGCCAUUGCAUUUGGUUACUACGGAUUGUUCAUGUGGUUCCCGGAGAUCUUCAAUCGAAUUGACAAAAAUGGAGGCACGCUGUGUGAACCUGGCAGUGGCAGUACUAACACCAACACCAGCAGCAAUUCAACUCACAUUGACUGCACUCAGCCAGGAAACAUCGUUUACUUGGAAGGAUUUCUCACUGCUGUGUCCAACUUGCCUGGAAAUCUUCUCACCAUCGUAUUGAUGGACCGCAUCGGUCGUCGAAUUCUUUUAUCAAGCAGCAUGGUGAUAUCUGGUCUCACAGUUUUUCUCCUGUGGUUUGUUCAUGAACGAUGGCAGAACGUCUUGAUGUCUUGUGUGUUUGGUGCUGUCUCGACAGUAGGAUUUAAUACCCUUGAUGUCUUGCAGACAGAACUCUUUCCCACAAAUGUUCGGUCCACAGCCUUUGGGAUACAGACUGGCAUAGCCAGGAUUGCAGCCAUCUUGGGUAACAUCAUCUUUGGUGUGUUGGUUGACGUACACUGUGCAGUUCCUAUGAUUCUGGUGGCUGCCCUCAUGUCAUUUGGUGGACUUAUGUCUGUGCAGCUACCCAACACUAAGGGCAUUGAUAUCCAUUAAGAGCAACUCUAAUAAAGGUUAACAAAUGUUUGCUGUUUUACAUGUCAGCAGUGGCAGAAUGUAAUUUUACAUACCUCUGUGAA